GUCUUGGAACAAGACGAAGACUUUCUGACGCUAUCGGCUGAUCAGUUGCAGCAACUUGUCUCUAGCGACAAACUCUGCGUCUCCGAGGAACAGGUUUUGGAUGCCGUACUCCGUUGGUUACGCCACGAUCCUGUUGGCCGGCAGGCUGAGGCGCCUCGGCUCUGUUCUCGUGUUCGAUUCGCGUUGCUGCCACGCGACUGCCUGCUUCAUUUGAGCCGAAGCGAAGAGUUUCUGACCGAGCAACCUUGGUGCAAGGAUUUCCUGAUCGAAGCUCUGACCUACCAUCUGCUUCCCUGGGAGGAGCGACGACGUAUCGGCUCCGAUCGCGUCAAGCCAAGAGCUCCUGUUGGAAGGCCUAAGCUUAAAAAAUAA
Protopolystoma xenopodis is the source of this 372-nucleotide messenger RNA. Lineage: Eukaryota; Metazoa; Platyhelminthes; Monogenea; Polystomatidea; Polystomatidae. The record is from the annotation of a GenBank genome assembly.